UAUGCUAUGUCAAUUUGCGCGACUAACAAGUGUUUUGAAAAUGUGGUUUGAGGGUUUGAAGUGACUAACCCAUUUGCAUAAAAACAGCUGUUAUUUCGCAAGAAGUGAACGAUAUUUUGCGUUACAGAGCCUGUCGAUUUUGUAUAUUGAACUUUUUUUACGUAUUUAUUUCGUGUUGUAUGUUUGAGAUAUGGAUGAACAAAUAUUUCCCCCAUCGCCGAAUUGGUAUUCUAGUAACGUGAUAUCCUGCGGGGAGUCCGGUCGCAUUGCUUAUGCUUCUCGGAAUAAUAUAGUUUUAGUUAACACUCCAGCAGCACUUACUGUUGACUGUAAGAUAAUAUGUGAAGCACAUAAAGAUAAAGUAAAUGCCAUAACUUUCUGUAAGUCUGUUGGGAAUAAUAGCUACACAAACUGGCUGGCUUCUGUCGGCGGCGAUUCGGUAGUUAAAAUGUGGGACACAAACCUGUGUACCGUAGUUUUGGCUCAUAACGCUCAUGGAAUGGCUGACAAGAUAACAUGCAUGGAUUGGUCACCGGCUGACCCUCAUUUAGUUGUGUCUGCCGACGAAUCGAAUUUAGUUUGUUGGGAUUUGAAAAGCAACACAACACGCUGUGUCAAACCUGGAAAGUUAUUACCUACCAGCCUCUCCUGUUCGUCGCAUGAAAAAUCUAUUGUUGCAUUAGGCACAAAAUACGGAUUAGUAUGUGUUGUUGAUAUAAGAGGUGAUGGUAAAAUUCUGUAUCGAAUGCGUGGUCAUUCGACAGAAGUUGUAUCACUGUCAUGGUGCCCUGUCAGCCAAAAUGUGUGCAGUCAGCAAGAGGAGAACAAAGACAUGUUGCUUGCAUCGGGUGGAAAAGACAAAGAAGUCUACGUCUGGCGUGCUGGAGGUGAUGGCCGCUACGAGCUGUUGCUGAAUUUACCUGAUGCUCCUUUAACUGGUCAACACAGAAAGGGACCUUCUGCCUCUGCUGGUGGUUCAGUGAACUGGGUUUCUGUGUGCUGGGCAACUGGAGACACACUGUUGACUAAUUCACUAUGGGGAGAGCUCCUAAGUUGGAAUGUACGAAAGAUCGCUGCAGCUAACAGAAAAGGUGAAGGCACUCGAAGGAAACCAUGGAAGUUAAUUCAUUCCUGUCAUGCACGAGGUUUAUUCAGCAUUAUGUGCAUUCCAUGCAUGGAAUGUGGAGUUCUCAAUAACACUUUGGAAGAAGUGAAAACUGACGCCAAACAAUGCGAAAAAAACCACAUUGUAUGGACAGCAGCACAAGAUAGACACAUCAUUGGUUGUGACCUACAUACAGGAAAAGUUGCUUUUGAUAUAGCCACCAUGGGUGGAUUUGUAUAUUGUCUUGCUGUGUCACCCCUUGACACUAACAGGAUCGCUGUUGGAGUAGGGGAUGCAAUGAUUCGUGUGUGGAAUCUCAGUAAUAAAAGUAAGAUUGAUAUUACCGCAUUUUGGCAGAAGAUUAAUGGGAAAGUAACAGCAUUGGCCUGGCAUCCUAUAGAAGAGGAUCGACUCGCUUAUGGAACUGCUGAGGGCCGAGUUGGUAUAAUGAAUGUUUCGUCUGGUGGCCCACCUACAGUAUUGAAGCUAUAUCAUCGCAGGACAGUUUAUUCACUUACCUGGGGUCCAUCUCUAUCAAAAGGUUCCUCUGAAGCUGCUGAUAAACAUUUGCUGCUCUACUCAUGUGGCGAUGGUGAGGUUGUCAUAUAUGAUCCAAAGAAACCAGACGCAGCUCCAUAUCUCCUGAAUUCUGAACUAAGAAAAGAAAGCAGUCUACAGAAUAAAGGCUCUAAGACAGAAGUCUCCUGGAAUUCCGAGUGCAGCUUGUUGGCUGUUGGUAAUGACGAUGGGUCCGUCCAAGUCUGGAAAAUUCCUGAUUUAUUAGAAAUCAAACUUUACCCUCAUAAGAAAGCAAUACAGUCUUUGGUGUGGCAUCCUGCUAGCACCUAUACUGAUACAGAAUUCUCAGUAUGUCGAAACUGGUUGGCAGUUGCAUCUAAUGAAACAGUAAUUAAAGUAUAUGAUUUAAAGCGCCUGUUGGAAGGUAGUGCAACCACUGACAGAAAACCAAUGGCUGAGUUGAGUGGACAUUUGAGCAGGGUAGUGAGUGUGUCUUGGAGUCCACAUAUUAGUGGUCAGCUUGUAUCUGCUUCGUAUGAUGGAACAGCGCAGGUGUGGGAUGUUAGAUCUCAACAGCCGAUCGCAAAUUGUUCAUUGCACAGUGAUGCUGUACUGUGUUGUCUGUGGAGCCCUCUUGAUCCUGAUUAUAUUAUAACUGGCUCAGCAGAUAACACACUAUGUGUGUGGAAAAUCAGCAAACAGACUAAUAAGGUUCCCAUUGAAAACAGGAAACAGAAAAAACAGGCAAAAAUGCACAGCAAAACUGUUUCAAAAAUGCUAGCACAAAAUGCAGAGGAUAAAUUGCCCCAAGGUAACAGCGUGGGAAAUAAUGGAACUUCAGAUGCAGUGGCAGGUGGGAUUGAGUAUGCAACAACUGAAAAAGGUUCCGUUGGAAAACAACUGUCCAAGUCAACAAGGCUUCAGAUUCGUAAAUCACACUUUCCAGUCUCAUCACAGCAGCGAAGUCUAGGAAAAGUAGAGGACUUUGCUCGUAUACAGAGGAUGUUAUCAGGAUCUAAUAUUGGCCCUACUUUUUUUGGGCCCCGUGAGGAUCUUGUGAAGCUUCUAGAUGCUGAAGAGGAAUUGCAUACAAAAAAUGGACAUUUUGAGUUUGUGCAAGAAAUGGAACAUUGGAAAGGAAACCUGGCAAAUAUAAUAAAAGAAGCAACUGAGAGAAAGAGUUUAAGUGAUUGGCUGGUUUCAUUAUCACCCAUGAUCUCCCAAAGAGUGUGGAGAGAGACAGUAGAGGUUUAUGCCAAGCAGCUUACUGAUGCUGGUUUUUAUCAUAAAGCAGCCUCAUAUUUAUUGGUGUUGAAUAAAGUGAAUGAAGCAGUGAAAAUGUUGUCAUCCAACAAACUUCAUCGGGAAGCAUUGAGCAUAGCUAAAUGCAGACUUUCAGAAGACGAUCCUUUGAUUAAGAAUGUGCUACAUGAAUGGGCAACUCAUCUCAUAAAUGGUGGCAGCUAUGAACAAGCAACAGAGUGCUUGUUGGCGACAGGUGAUAUGGUGGAAGCAGCUAAAGUGAUUGCGAAGCGACCAGAACCAGAGGCUCUCUGCAUUGCUGUCCAGAUUGCACAGAAAGCAGGGGAUCUAGACCUUGCUAAUGCUUUUCUAAAGAAAAGUGUGUGUGAAUAUCUCCUUCAUGAGAAGUGGGAUUCUGCACUUGAAAUGCUUCACCACAACAUAAACAACAACAACACUUUGAAGUUUUUGGUCAUUGUUCAUAAAACAUUGAUUACCAUGAGAAAUUCAUCAAUGGAAUCAUCUGAUAAAGAUAACUGGGCAUGGUUGCAAGGUUAUUCAAAAAAUACUGAACCACUGACUGAGAAAAUAAAAGCUUUGUGGGUGGACUAUAGUGGUACACCAUCAAUUGAUGUUAUCCAAGAAGGAAUUUUGGAAAAAAACUUCAGUCUUCCUUUAUCUGCAAAAGAGUUGUGGCUUGCAGUAAGUGAAAAUGUGUGUGCUGCGUGCAGCACAAACGGUGAGGAGAGGUUACAUCACUUAAUUCAUGCUCUUGGUAAAUGUUAUCAAUUUGAACUGUGCAAUCCUGAUGACAACAGUCUUCUUCAACUCAGUAUGUGGCUAGCACCUAGAGGUCCCCUUCAAGAUGAACUUUUCAAAGUUUCUGAUCACAGCAACAUGUAUUUGCAUAAGAGCAUAAGAUGUUAUAUAGUUGCUGAGAUAUGUCGAUGGGUUGAAAAUAUUUCUGUGGGAUCAGAAACAAAGAGGGUGAGCCAAUCCAGCAAAGAUGUAGAAGGCUCAUGCGAUGGAUAUGAUGAUGGCGUCACUACCAAUAUUGUAGUUGCAUCUCACUCUUAUACUGGCAAAGAAGUUACAACUUCAAAAGAUGAUGAGAAGAUUCAGUCAGAAGAGAAAAAUGGUUUAAAGGUCUCCAUUACUUCAGAAGAAAUAGUCCAGCCUGGAAAAGAUGCAGAGAACUCAGAAGAGAGCUUUUGUAUAAUUGAAAGAGAAAGCAAUGAUAAGAAUGGGGAAGAGGUCAACACAGAUAGUGAUAAAGUAUAUACAGUUGUAGAAAAUGAACAGAUCAGUCAAUUACAAACCACUGCAGGUAAUUUAAAAGAAAUUACUAUUGCAAAGGACAAUGAAGAUUGGGCCUGUGUAUGUGAAAUUCUUAAACAGUAUUUUCCAGAUGUUAUAGAAGAAAGUGCAAUUAGACAUUUCAAGAACCAGCUGGAGGUAAAAAAACUGGAGCAACAGUUAGCUAACUGCAUUGCAAAAUCUCAACAAAAUACAUCACCAUUAUCAGAUGAGCACUCUGAAAAUGAAAAACUUUUGGCAACACUCACAAAACUUAAACAAGAAAUAACAGUGUUUGAAGCCCAGAGAGUUAAUGUACCAAACCCAUUUAUAAGUUACUGCAAAAUGGUUAAUGUUUGUCAGAUAAUUGCUGAGAAAUUUCCAGUUGAGGGAAAUGAACUGCUGGAAAACGUUAAAAGUUCUUGGAAUUUGAAAAUUGGCUCAUUAAGUUAAGGGUGGUGCAAUUUCAAUGCAGACAUGGGAGUUGUAGAACUACUGAUGCCCCUUCAAACUUUACAGCUUCUGACAACAAUAUGUCAUAAAAUGUGUGAAAUGUUAUGUGAAAGUAAAAUUCCAACUUAAGACAUGUAAAUGUCAUAUUUAAA
Messenger RNA from Schistocerca americana (American grasshopper), 4767 nucleotides. Its product is annotated as gem-associated protein 5. The coding region runs from base 191 to 4615 and encodes 1474 amino acids. Gene Ontology annotation, molecular function: protein binding. The transcript is spliced from 22 exons. NCBI's taxonomy places the organism in Eukaryota, Metazoa, Arthropoda, Insecta, Orthoptera, Acrididae. The record is from RefSeq and is a predicted model, not a curated record.